This is a messenger RNA of Dentiscutata heterogama, 921 nucleotides long. The record is from the annotation of a GenBank genome assembly. NCBI's taxonomy places the organism in Eukaryota, Fungi, Glomeromycota, Glomeromycetes, Diversisporales, Gigasporaceae.
GCUAAAUUUCGAGAUGAAAUAGCAGUGGUAAAACAAAGCAAGUAUAAUGACAAUAAACGAUUAAGAGAGGAAUUUGAAAUCUAUUUCAGUUUACAAAAUCACGAUAAUAUUCUCAAAUUAUAUGGCGUUGUAGCUGAGAAUUAUCAUCUUGUUCUUGAAUAUGCACCAAAUGGUGAUCUGUCUCAAUAUCUUAAAAGAAAUAUAGUCGACUGGAGAUCUAAAGCAAAAAUAUGUCACGGGAUAGCUCGCGGUGUGAUGCAUUGCCAUAGAAAUAAUGUAUAUCAUUUAGAUCUUAAACCUCAAAAUAUCCUUUUAGAUAAAGAUUUUACACCAAAGUUGGCAGAUUUUGGGCUUUCAAGUUCUAAAAGUCGCUUAGAACUGAAUGGUGGAAAGGCUGGUGGAACUAUAAUUUGGGUAGCUCCUGAACGUGUUAGUUCAGAUGCUAAAAUGUUGGAAUUUUUUGAAAAAUACCCCAAACUUUCAGAUAUGUAUUCCUUUGGAUUAAUCUUAUGGUCAGUUGCUAUGAAUGGUGAAACACCUUACAAAGAAUUAAGUAUUGAUAAAAUAAAAAAACAAAAACGUGAUCGGAAUACAAUAAAGCGUCUAUUGAAAAGCCUACCGAAAGAAAGUCCACAUCGUUAUACGCAACUAAUUUCUGAUUUAACAAAAUACGAUCCGGAAGAACGAUGUCAACUACCCUCUGCAUUAUUAGAGCUGGAGCAUGUGUACAAAUAUUAUAAUAAAAAAGCAAUAGUUAACGCAAAAAAUGAUGGUCCAAGUUUUGGUGUAACGGACCUAGUGUUGAAAUGGAAUCAUGAUUUGAGUCUAAAAGAUGAUGAUAAUUACAAUUGUUACUGUGUAAAUUUUUCAUAUGAAAAACCGAUCAGAACUGCUAAAGAAUUUUCGAUAUAUGACUAUGAA